This is a messenger RNA of Talaromyces rugulosus, 4080 nucleotides long. RefSeq lists its product as uncharacterized. Gene Ontology annotation, cellular component: mitochondrion. Lineage: Eukaryota; Fungi; Ascomycota; Eurotiomycetes; Eurotiales; Trichocomaceae. The transcript has 6 exons. The record is from RefSeq and is a predicted model, not a curated record. The coding region runs from base 1 to 4080 and encodes 1359 amino acids. Gene Ontology annotation, biological process: leucyl-tRNA aminoacylation; mitochondrial translation. Gene Ontology annotation, molecular function: leucine-tRNA ligase activity; ATP binding; aminoacyl-tRNA deacylase activity.
AUGAUUCAACCGCUGCGGUUAGCCCGCCACCAGGAGCGCGCACUCGUCACUCUGAAUAGAUGCGCUCGCACAGCACAGGCGCGGACACAAAUAUCCUUUCGAUCUUUAACAUCAGCGUCGUUCCCACUUCCGACAACGUCAAAAUUCCCCGAGCCAACCUGCGAAUGCGCUCCCACUCCCUCGAUGCCGGAAGGACUGCCGAUCGAUCAUCAGCGACCGCUGAACGCCACUAUGGCUCCAUAUACACAACAGAUCUUGGUAUCAACGGGGAAAUCCGACUGGACGAGUCGUAUCGAAGAUGAUGGCGAGGGGGAAAGCUGGGGGGGUUUGAUUCGAGGAAUAAAAGGCCUGUUUGGGCGAGGGGGGAAAUAUGCUGAUCCUUAUAAUAAUCUGGUUGUGACCACGUCUUCGCUUACACCUUCGCCGUCCACGUCGCCGGAAUUCGCAUCUGCUUUUCUUUUCCCUGCUUUUAAAUAUGUACCCAAGAUCCCGAUUGCAACAACUUCGGCCUCCGAGACAACGAGCCUCGAGACGUUUGCACGCGCUUUAUUGCUUCCUCGUGAACUCCAUCCCGCUCAUCCCGACUUGCCAGAAUCUAAAAAGAGCGCAAUGAUACGAUCACCGGAGCUCGCGUCGCAUUUCCCGGAAAUACUCGAUAUCAAACAAUCACCGACAAUAUUGAUCUGUGGGCAUGGAGGGCGAGAUAUGCGUUGUGGAAUAAUGCAGCCCGUUUUACAGGCCGAGUUUGAGCGCGUCCUACGGAGGAAAGGCUUUACUACGACUGGAGACGAAAACAACAACUUCAUAGUGGAUGGAACGAGCCAUGCGAAUAUUGCUGCCAUCAGUCACAUCGGCGGACACAAAUAUGCGGGCAAUGUGAUUAUCUAUAUCCCGCCUGGGCUUACAGCCACUUCAUCUAGCCUCUCCGAAAAGGCACCUGCUAGUCCAUUGGCCGGUAAAGGAAUAUGGUACGGCCGUGUCGAGCCCAAGCAUGUAGAAGGUAUUGUAGAAGAGACCAUCUUCAAGGGAAAUGUGGUUGAAGAUCAUUUCCGCGGGGGCAUUGGGAUGGAUGACUCUACUCUGUUGGACGCCGUGACGAUGAUACGACAGCGACCGCUUUUCCGCGACGACUUUCGAGUCUACUCGCUAGUCCACCGCACGACUCUGCAAGCCCGACUCGUGCCCUCAUACAGUUUUCGCAUCACUCCUACGAACGAAACAGCCACGAGACUCGCAUCCACCGUACAUACACACCAAGACCUAGACCUCCGAGCCAUUGAUCGGAAAUGGCAGGCGAAAUGGAAGCAAGCCGAGUCACAAAAAGCGCAGGAAAGCGCAGGAAUAGGAUCGAGGGACAAAAACAACAACAACCACAACCACAACAAUAACAAUCGCCCCAAAUCGUAUAUUCUUUCCAUGUUCCCGUACCCGUCAGGCACAUUGCACAUGGGCCAUUUGCGAGUAUAUACUAUAUCUGAUGUGCUGGCUCGGUUCUAUCGGAUGCGAGGACAUGAUGUUUUGCAUCCUAUCGGAUGGGAUGCCUUUGGGCUGCCUGCAGAAAACGCGGCCAUUGAGCGGGGGAUAGAACCGGCAGAAUGGACGGUGGCGAAUAUACAGCGGAUGAAAACGCAGUUGAAAAGCAUUGGGGUUGGGUUUGACUGGGAUCGAGAAUUGAUGACAUGCUCGCCGGAGUUUUACAAGCAUACGCAACGAAUAUUCUUGAUGCUUCAUGAAAAGGGUCUGGCGUAUCAGGAAGAGGCAUUGGUCAAUUAUGAUCCUGUAGACAAGACCGUACUGGCUAAUGAACAGGUCGACGCCAAUGGCUUUUCCUGGAGGUCAGGUGCCAAGGUGGAGCAGCUCAAUUUGAAGCAAUGGUUCUUCCGCAUCACUGCAUUCAAGGAGUCUUUACUCCAAGAUCUCGACUCGCUAUCAGGGGGCUGGCCAGAACGAGUCUUGUCCAUGCAAAAGCACUGGCUGGGAAAGUCUCCCGGCGCAAAAGUCAAAUUUGCAGUUACAGCUGGCGAGAAGCAGCAAGACGUUGAGGUUUUUACGACACGACCUGACACCCUCUAUGGAGUCGAGUACAUUGCACUAUCCCUGGACCAUCCUCUUGUCGAGGAGUCCGCCAAGUCGGAUCCCAAGCUUAGGAUGUUUUUGGACGAAGCUGUGAAUCUUCCGCCAGAUUCCAAGGAAGGAUAUCGCUUGAAUGGUGCCCAUGCUUCGCACCCAUUACAUACCAUAGACAAGGAAAGUGCUCAUAUUUCCAGAGACCUGCCCGUCUUUGUUGCUCCCUACGUGCUAAGUGGAUACGGCGAAGGCGCCGUUAUGGGCGUUCCGGGCCAUGACACGCGGGAUUUGGCUUUCUUCAAAAAGAAUUUGCAACCCGAAUUCAUAUCAAUGGUUAUUCAGCCUGAUGCCGGCAGUCAGGAUGAGGCUUUGAGUGCUGUCCCGGCACAUGAUUCAAAAGCAUAUACACAGGAGGGUUAUUUGACAGCAAAAUGCUGGAAAUACCAAGGACUCCACUCCAAAGAAGCUGCAAGACAAAUGGUCAUGGAUCUUCAGCAAAUCGGGCGCGGAGAAGCGACAGAGACGUGGCGACUUCGAGAUUGGCUAAUCAGCCGACAACGUUACUGGGGCACUCCGAUCCCUAUAAUCCAUUGCGCAAGCUGUGGUCCUGUUCCUGUCCCUGUGGACCAACUCCCCGUCGAAUUACCCAAGAUUGAUAGCGAGUGGUUCAAGAGUCAAAAGGGAAACUAUCUCGAGUCUGCACACGAAUGGAUAAAUACUGAGUGUCCUAGUUGUGGCGGGCCUGCAAAACGCGACACCGACACCAUGGACACGUUUGUCGAUUCGUCGUGGUACUAUCUUCGUUACCUGGAUUCGAAGAAUGAGAAUGCCCCAUUCUCUCCAUCCGUGGCUCGACCGGUGGAUAUCUACGUUGGGGGCGUUGAACAUGCUAUUCUCCACCUCCUUUAUGCUAGAUUCAUCUACAAAUUCCUUGCUCAAUCCGAACUUUUCCCAGAACUCGCCCACUCCGAGCCUGGCUCUACUUCGCCUGCGGAACCGUUUCGAACUUUGCUGUCGCAAGGUAUGGUUCACGGGAAAACUUAUUCAGAUCCGUCAACCGGCCGUUUUCUUCUUCAGUCCGAGGUCGAUCUCUCAAACAAGGAUAGACCGCUCAUCAAGGGUACUCAGAUCAGCCCUAAUGUCUCGUUUGAGAAAAUGUCCAAGAGCAAGCACAACGGUGUCGACCCGACGACUUGCGUCGAAAAGUACGGCGCCGAUACAACGCGCGCGCACGUUCUCUUCUCGGCGCCAGCGGGGGAAGUUUUGGAGUGGGACGAGGCGAAAAUAGUGGGCAUUGAGAGAUGGUUUGCGCGGUUGUGGAAGCUUGUUCACGACACGACGGCGACGCUUUCCGAAAGCAAUAUAAAACUAUCAAUGGACGCUGUCAUGCAACAACCACAUGCCCUUGAACUGCCAGUUCUACUAAACCUUUCCGACGCCGACGUCGAUGCUUUGCUGGCUACUCAUCAAACAAUUUCUUCCGUGUCAGACUGCAUGCAGAAUAAUCCUUAUGGCUUGAACACGGUGAUUUCCGACUUGACCAAAUUAACAAACACCCUUGCGUCGUCGUCGACACCGACGACGCCGGCCAUUUCGUACAUUUGCGUCUCCUCUCUCCUUCGUUUGCUUUGUCCCGUUGCUCCGGCAUUCACCGCCGAAGCGUGGGAAAUUCUUAACAAUUCGCUUUCAUUCUCAUCUCAGACCGAAGGCAACCAGGCCAUCGCCAACGCACCCUGGCCAACACCGCUGCUCACCGAGCCCGAGGCAAACGCACUCGCGUCACGCGGCGGGCAAACAGUCGCAGUGCAAAUCAAUGGCAAGCGGCGUUUCAGCGUGACGAUUCCUCGGCUGAUGUCGUCGGCUACCUCGGCGACAGACGACCAGGACUGGAUCGUCGACCGGGUUCUGGAGACGGGAGAAGGGAAGACGUGGUUGCGCGAGAAGAACGACUGGGAAAAGCGGAAGAGGGUUAUUGUGGUCAAGGGGGGGAAAUUGGUGAAUGUUGUUUUUUGA